AUGUCCUUUGUGGUGCGCUCGCUUCUCCCGCACAGCAUGCGCCAGAUGUGCGUGCUGGUGGCCGUGACAGCGCUACUGGCUGUUGCGCACCUGCCGACCCCCUCACGCGGCAGCGUGGAGUGGGUACUGCAGCAGGUGCAGGUGCUGCACCGCCACGGCUCGCGCUCCGCGAUACCAACCCACAACACAACGGCCAUCUGCGGCUCGACGCCGUGCGGGUUCCUGAACCCGCAGGGUGAGAUUAUGAUGCGGAACGUGGGCAGCUUCCUGCGCACACGCUACAACACGGACGCGACCGUGGUGGAUGAGCCGUUCCUGCCGUCAUUGGACUACAAUCUCACCGUUGUGGAGUCGCACUCCACGGAUGUGCAGCGCACGCUGCAGAGUGCGCAUAUGUUCCUUGCUGGGAUGUUCCCGAACGAGAGCCGGCUGAUCCCCGCCAUCCACACUGUGCCAACAUCUCAGGACACGAUGCUAAACACCUUCUCGCAGCCGUGGGUUGCGCUGUAUGUCACGUACGCAGGCGCCGCUCAGUCGGCGCGCAUGAACCCCACGAUUGACCGCUACUUUCCCGACUGGACGGAGCUCAGGGAUCUCGGUGCGGCGUUGUGGAGUGAGGGCUACUGUUCCAACUUCACGACACGCCUGAACUGCGUCAUUAUGGUGUACGAUAUCGCCACCGCCAAGCUCGCUGUGGGCGAGUUGCCAGUCGCUGUUGCCGCCCGGUACGACGACUUGCAUGAGAUUAUCGCAGAGUGUUACCGCGGGCUGUGGUACUACGACCCCAGCAACUCCUUCUCUGUGCAGCAGGGCGGGCGCGGGCAGCCGUUCCUGCAGCAGGUGGUGAGGAACAUCGAUGACUUUGUCGCUGGUCGCAACACAUACAAGGUGAUGCAUUACAGCGGUCACGACAUUUCUCUGGGAGCCGUGUGGGGCACGCUGGGCGACAAAGGUGUGCACGCGAUGCAGCCUCCCUACGCGCAGACAUUGGUGCUUGAGCUUGUGAAGAGCGCGAGCAGCGGCGAGCAUGGCGUGCGUGUGCUGCGCGGCUGGCCUGGCCAGACCUCCGAGACCGGGUUCACUUUCUCCUGGGACCCGACGUGGCAGCUGCAGUGCCAGCGCAGCAACGGGACGAACUACGCUGCGACGGACAACCUGUGCCCGCUGGAGGACUUCCGGCGCUAUGUUGCGUGGACGGUGGGAACGGACCCGCGCGGGAUGUGUCUGCUGGACGAGGAGACGUCUGCUCUGCUGGACUGCCCGACGGCUGAGGAGGAACAGACCGUUUCCGUGGCGCUGCCCGAGUCAUGCUUGCUGUACCGCUCGGCGUGCCCCGCGUAUGCGUGCGCGCCCGGCUACGUUCUAUCCGCGCUGGGGUCGCAGUGCAAGUGCACGUCUGCUUCGUGCCUGGACCUGGGCAGCCAUGGGAGCAAUAACCUCGUGAAUUUGACGGUAAAGAUGUCCGGAGUGUCUGGAGGCGCUGUUGCCGGCAUCUCCGUCGCGACGUUCUGUUUAGGUGCACUUUUUGCCGUUGCGGUGUCGCUGAUCGUGCUGGCGCUGAUGAGCCGCGGCGGUGACUGUGCGCCCCACUUUGGGCACCGCGACAAGUCCGUGGUGCCCGACCAGCGACUUCGUCCUGACCUGUAG
Molecule: messenger RNA, 1647 nt
Organism: Leishmania major strain Friedlin
Lineage: Eukaryota; Euglenozoa; Kinetoplastea; Trypanosomatida; Trypanosomatidae
Product: putative membrane-bound acid phosphatase
Exons: 1
Coding region: 1-1647 (548 amino acids)
Biological process (GO): dephosphorylation
Molecular function (GO): phosphatase activity
Source: RefSeq, a predicted model, not a curated record